UUCAGUCUAAAAUAAAUCGUGUGUGGGGACCCUUACAUCGUCACUUCAACCACUUCCGUGCUAAAUUUUAGAUAUUUUUUUUAAGAACCGUGAUUUUUUUUAUCAAACUUGUGUUGAUAACGAACUCCUAUAAAUGAAUGAAAUAACUUUAAUAUUAGUGGCAUAAAAGCAAUAAAAAAAGGGACAAUAGUGGAACGGGAGACACAACAACAGAAUAACAGAUUUUGUAGAUAUUUUGGGCUUUAGGAGUGACGAUAUUAUAAUUCUAUUAAUUAAUUAUUAAAAAUAUAUUUCUAAAUACAUUUGUGUUUGUGAAAAUUGUGAGGAUAGAGAAAUUGUUGUGUAGUUUGUAAUAUUUAUAUAGACAUUGAUUGACAUAACCUCAAUUCCGAAGCGUCAUGUUCAACCAAAACAAUGYAGAGAAAAAACUGGAUUGGAUGUACAAAGGCCCCAAUAGUAUGGUGGAGCGCGAGGAGUACUUAUUGGGGCGCAAAGUUGACAAGACAUUGGAGCAGUUGAAUGAAGAAGAAAAACUGAAGCAGCAAAAUAUAAUCAUACCGCCGAAAAAUCGCGUGGAACAUGAAUGUAUUCCACCAUCAAUUAGAGACUUUAAUAAAGUUGUACAAGCAGAACAGGUAGAUUUGUCUACAAAACUGCAAGAAGAUCCUUUAGUAGCGAUAAAAAAACGCGAAGAAGAGACGAGACGCCAAUUUUUACAAAAUCCCGUUCAACUGAAAAAAUUACAAAAAGCUCUGAAGGCUCAACAGGCCCAAAAGAAGAAGAAAAAGAAGAAGUCAAAACAAUCUAGCGACUCAAAUAGUGAUUUAGAUAUUAAAUUGACGGAAAAAUUGUUAGGGAAAAAGAAAAAAAUUAGCAAAGAAGAACGCAACUUGGAUACAAUUUUGAUUCACAAGUUUGAAGCAUUGAAGGAUAAAUUGACUGAAAGCGACUUACAAGAUAUUUUGAACGGAAUAAUAACAAGUAGCGAAGAUAGUAGUGAAGAUGAAGAAAAGUCAAGAAAGAAAUAUUCCAAGAAACGACAAGAUAGUGAAAAAAGCGAAGAUGGAAGAAAGCAUAAAAAGAAGGAUAAAAGAAGGGAAACUUUUAGAAGAGAAAGAGACUCUUCUGAUGAUGAUUCGCAAAGGAGAAAAAAGCCUGACCGAAGCCAUCAAAAAAGUAAAACUAUAAAAGAGUACAAAAAAGAUUCCCAUUCACAUCGAAGCAGAAAUAGAAGUCCCAAUAACAAAAAAUCUAAUGAUAAAAGGAGAAGCAGUAGCAGUAAUUCUGAAAGGGAAGAAGAAAUAAGAAACAGUCAUUCAAAGAAAUAUGACAGUGAUUCAGAUUCUUCAAGGCACAAAAAGCGUAAUUACGGUCUUGUAAGUUCAGAUGGGAAAAAAAUUCCACUAUCAAGAAAACACAAUGAUGUAAAAGAGAUAACUAAGCCAAAAGUACCUGAACCACCUCCACCAGUCCAGAGACACAGAGCCAAGAAACUAACAGAAGAAGAAAAAGAAAAGUUAAGACAAGAAAUGAUGCAAAAUGCUGUUUUAAGAGACAAAGAACGGGAACGCAACGUGAGAAAAUACCGCGAAAAAGAAGAAAAAGAAAAGAAGGAACAAAAUUUUGACCCUGAGUUUAUCCACAAACAACUAAUAAAAUCUGCCGAUAGUGGUAGCGUUGAAAGUAGAAUUAAGUCGAACUUAAACAACAUCCAGAGGUCAAGUAAAUCUAUGGACCAUAAUUUUUCCAGGAGGUAGUGAAAUUUUGUAAGAAUAAAACUUUUUAUUGGAAGUGAAAUAUAUUUAUAGGAAUUUAA
Messenger RNA from Tribolium madens (black flour beetle), 1816 nucleotides. RefSeq names its product pre-mRNA-splicing factor CWC25 homolog. The record is from RefSeq and is a predicted model, not a curated record. Gene Ontology annotation, cellular component: U2-type spliceosomal complex. The coding region runs from base 399 to 1757 and encodes 452 amino acids. The transcript is spliced from 3 exons. NCBI's taxonomy places the organism in Eukaryota, Metazoa, Arthropoda, Insecta, Coleoptera, Tenebrionidae. Gene Ontology annotation, biological process: mRNA splicing, via spliceosome.